This is a messenger RNA of Diaporthe citri, 801 nucleotides long. RefSeq lists its product as uncharacterized. Gene Ontology annotation, molecular function: cutinase activity. Gene Ontology annotation, biological process: carbohydrate catabolic process. Gene Ontology annotation, cellular component: extracellular region. The record is from RefSeq and is a predicted model, not a curated record. The transcript has 3 exons. The coding region runs from base 1 to 801 and encodes 266 amino acids. NCBI's taxonomy places the organism in Eukaryota, Fungi, Ascomycota, Sordariomycetes, Diaporthales, Diaporthaceae.
AUGAGGGUCUCAGCCGUCCUCGCCGCCGUCGCCUCGGCCAGACUGGCAGUCUCGGCUGCCAUCCCCGCCACAGACAUCCCAGCCGAGGGCGUGCCCAUCACUGAGCUAGACUCCUACCCGGGCCUGCUCACCUCAACCGAGGCCCCCUCCGACAUAAGCCUCGCCGCAACUGCCUAUGCGGGCACAGCCAACGAGCUCACUGACGGCACGCCCUGCCGUGCCGUCACCCUCAUUUAUGCUCGAGGAACAACACAGAGCGGCAACAUCGGCGCGGCCGGCGACGUCGGGCCCCUCAUGAUGAACAACCUGUCGUCCAUCAUCGGCGCGAGCAACCUGGCCGUCCAGGGCGUGACCUACCCCGCCGACAUCUUCGGGUUCCUCGCGGGCGGUGACGCAGCGGGAAGCCAGCUCAUGGCGAACCUGACCACCAGGGCAAGCCCCACCUGUGAGCCUCACCACCGGGGAGAAAACGUGACUGCUAACCCGUCCGGACAGGCAAGCACGCAGUGCCCCAACACCAAGAUCGUGCUGUCGGGCUACAGCCAGGGCGGCCAGCUCGUCCACAACGCCGCGAACCUCCUGACGUCCAACCAGGCUGUUGUCAACAAGGUUGCAGCCGUCCUGAUCUACGGCGACCCGAACGACGGCGACCCAGUAGGAUCCAUUCCCAGCUCCAAGGUCAAGAUUAUCUGCCACGAGGGCGACAACAUCUGCGAGGGUGGGAUUCUCGUUCUCCCGCCGCACACGAACUACCAGAUCGACGCGAAGGCAGGGGCGCAGUUCAUAGCUUCAAAGGUCUAG